Molecule: messenger RNA, 1350 nt
Organism: Mucor velutinosus
Lineage: Eukaryota; Fungi; Mucoromycota; Mucoromycetes; Mucorales; Mucoraceae
Exons: 6
Coding region: 1-1350 (449 amino acids)
Biological process (GO): mitochondrial L-ornithine transmembrane transport
Cellular component (GO): mitochondrion
Molecular function (GO): L-ornithine transmembrane transporter activity
Source: RefSeq, a predicted model, not a curated record
AUGGCGCCCUCUGCUACCACUGCUGCUGCUACUGCUACUGCUGUAGCCGCUGCUGUUGUUCCCACUGCAGAGCUGGUAGCCUCAGAUCAUUUUCAGCAAAAGCGGUGGAAUCCCAUCCACUUUACAAAACAAAAUAUACCAGCUUUCCUGAGGACACCAUAUCAGACAGCAGCACCAUCUAAAACCUUUCAGCAAAAGAAAAAGAAAGCUAAAGAAGUAACAUCUGUAGGUGGAACGACAGCCAUUGCUCGAACGCUGAUGAUGCAGGGCUUAUAUUUAUUCUACAGAACACCUGUAAAACUGUUUCGACCCUUACGAGUAGAUUAUUUAAUUAUGGCAAGAGCAUUGAUGCCAAUGGACGAUGCUUCCGCAAAACGAUUCUCAUUCAGAUACACAUCCAUCGGCAUGAUCACACAUGCCGUGAAAACCAAAGGGUGGAACUUUAUACCUCGGCAUAUCCUUCCUCCUUUAAUAGCAAACACCCUCAUUGGAACUGUACUGUAUACCACCUAUAUCGCCACCUUACCUCUCUUUCACCCAACAAGUCAUUUCCAACUGCAUAGACCCUUCCCGCCUCCGCCUUAUUCCUCUGUAUUCAUGGCCGGCUGUCUUGCUGGUGCAGCGCAAUCCAUCAUAGCAACACCCUUAGACUCUCUCAAGGUGCGAUUCGAAGUGAGCGACUUGUUGGAGGGAAAGCACACUUCCAUGUAUCAGUUUGCCAAAUCAACACUGAAAGACUUGGGUAUUGCCAGUGCUUAUCGUGGAUUCACACUGACGUUGAUCAGGGACUCAUUGGCGUGUGGUUUGUUCUUUGCCACAUUUGAGUGGAUGAAGCAGCAAGGAUAUUACUACUUUCUGGAUGAAAUUUAUGGCGUCCAAGUGGAUUCAGAAAAUACAUUGAAUGAGAUUGAGAAAGGAUGGAACGAAGUGCAUAAAAUGAGUGACGAGGACCAGCAUCAGAUUGUCUGCGCGUCUGGGAAAAAGGCAGAAAGACCUCCUUUGAUGCUAGAGCCACUAUUUGUCAUUCUCGCGGGUGCAACAGCUGCUGUGGCCUAUCAAACAAUUGAGCACCCCUUAUCCAAGAUCCACUCAAUAUUUUACAUUGAAGAAGGACAAUCUGAAUUUACAAACAAAUCAAGCCGAGAACCGGUGAAAAAUCUAUACCGUCGCACUUGGGAACAAUGUAAGACUCAAGUGAAAUUGAAUGGAGGAAGUUGGAGAAGGUUUUUGUAUCAAGAAUUUGCAAGCACUGUGAUUAGAGUUGUUCCAGCAACAAGUGUAGGAUUCUUAGUGUUUGAACUAGUAAAACGAGAAGUUGAUUUUAGAAGCAUCGACUUUGAUUCCCUGUAA